AUGGCUCCAUCGCAUCCAUACCCACGAAGCUCACCACUUCUGCCUCUGGGGAUAGCCUGCCGCCAGCGAAGAAGAUCUUCCACAAGAAAGAGGAAGACUGCUCCCUUUUCGUGGCCUUCUUCACCUUCCUUUCGUAUGGCGUGUUGCUCCUCGUGGGAUACGUGAAGGAGUUCUUUAACCCUCCCUCCACCAAAGAGAAGAACAGAGAGGACAUCGAGGAGUGUCCAACCAUCACGAACUUCACCAUCUAUCUGUCCUAUGGAGUGCUGUUCCUGGUUGGCUACGUCAAGGAAUUCUUCUAUCCACCAUCAACCAAAGAAACAAAUCGAGAGGGCUAUGUACCCCUUUACAUUGGGUUUGAGAGCUUCUACACUCGAAAUGUGUAUCGUAGAAUUCAAGACUGCUGGAACCGUACUAUCUGCAGUGUUCCUGGAGCCAUUAUAGAUCUUAUGGAGCGAACUACACCUGAUUAUGGCUGGACGAUGAAAUUGACAGGCAAAAUCAUUAAAUGUAUAAAUGUGGGCUCAUAUAACUACUUAGGAUUUGCAGAAAAUGUAGGCCCUUGCCACGAUGCUGCAGAAGAAACAACGAAAACAUUAGGUGUCACCACAUGCAGUCCUCGUCUUGAACUUGGAAGCAUGGAAAUCCACCAAAAGCUUGAAUCACUGGUCGCUGAAUUCUUAGGCGUGGACGAUGCCAUCACCUUCGGGAUGGGUUUUGCCACCAAUGUGCUCAAUCUGCCUUCCCUCCUCGGCCCAGGCUGCCUUGUCUUUUCAGAUGAAUUCAAUCACGCAUCACUCAUCCUGGGACUCCGACUCUCUGGGGCAACUGUGAAAGUUUUCCGGCACAACGACGCACAAGACCUGGAGAAGAAGCUGCGCGAGGCAAUAAUCUACGGGCACCCUAGAACUCGGCGGCCUUGGAAGAAAGCAAUGAUUGUUGUAGAGGGCAUUUACUCGAUGGAAGGCUCUAUCUGUGAUCUCCCUAAUUUUAUCAGAAUAAAAAAGAAGUACAAGACUUACCUCUACGUCGAUGAAGCUCACAGCAUCGGUGCCUUAGGUCCUCAUGGUGGUGGUGUCGUGGAUUAUUUCGGCGCUGACCCCAAGGAUGUUGAUAUUCACAUGGGGACAUUCACAAAGAGCUUUGGUGCCGCUGGAGGGUACAUUGCUGGAUCGAAGGAUUUGAUCAAUCACUUGAGAGUCACUAGUCAUGCGCAGAUCUAUGCUGCCUCCAUGUCCCCUCCAGUUGCAGAGCAGAUUAUCACGUCCAUGGCUACCAUCAUGGGCAAACAAGGAGAUGGCGAAGGUGAACGGAGGCUAAAUCAGCUUGCUAGAAAUACGCAUUACUUCCGUCGGAGAGUAAAGCAUAUGGGGUUCAUUGUGUACGGCAAUGACGAUUCCCCAGUGGUCCCUGUGUUACUAUACCUUCCAGCCGUCACAGCGAUGUUUGUUAGAGAGCUGACCAACCGUGGAGUGGCUGGUGUAGGGGUUGGUUUCCCUGCCACGAAGAUCACUGGAGGCAGAAUGAGGUUCUGCUUGUCAGCUGCGCACACAAAGGAAAUGCUUGACAAGAUCUUAGAAGAAGUGGAAGAGGUCGGAAGACUGUGUGGAUGUCGGUACUCGACAGCAGUCAAGAAUCCGGAGCCCAUUGAGUGGUGAAGCAUUUUGCAGAGGAAAAAGCAGUUACUGGAAGACACCAGCACAAACUUAAAUUGGGUUACAAGACUGAUAUGAUUUAUUAUGUAAUUGUGUCUUCAAGGUCCUUCUUAAUUUUCUUGAUUCUCUUGUGGCAUGUUGCAUUGGGUUUGAGAAGAUUGUGUUGUGUUUUUACUCUUUUCCUUUUAUGUGCCUUUUCUUUGUUUAUUUUUCAUUUUGUAAAGGAAGCAUAUCCAAAGACUUAUUGAAAGGUGAUAAGUUCCCUUAAAGCCAAAAGAUUUUAACCAAAAAAAAAAUGAUGAUUAAAAAAAAA
Penaeus vannamei (Pacific white shrimp) is the source of this 1968-nucleotide messenger RNA. The record is from RefSeq and is a predicted model, not a curated record. NCBI's taxonomy places the organism in Eukaryota, Metazoa, Arthropoda, Malacostraca, Decapoda, Penaeidae.